GCCCCAUAGAGUCCUAUAGCCCCCAUAUUGACCCCAUAGGGCCCUAUAGGGUCAUCCUGCCCCACAUAUUGCCCCAUAGAUCCAUCAGUUCUCCAAGAAGGAGAUCGAGGACCUAUUGCGUAAAGGCGCCUACGCCGCCAUCAUGGAUGAGGACGAUGAAGGCUCCAAGUUCUGUGAGGAGGACAUUGACCAAAUCCUGCUCCGACGGACCACCACCAUCACCAUCGAGAGCGAGGGGAAAGGGUCGACGUUCGCUAAGGCCAGUUUUGUGGCGUCGGAGAAUCGCACCGACAUCGCGUUGGAUGACCCCAAUUUUUGGCAAAAAUGGGCAAAAAAAGCCGAUUUAGACCUGGAGCUGCUCAACAGCAAGAACAACCUGGUGAUCGACACCCCCCGCGUCCGCAAACAAACCCGCCAUUUCAGCACGUUGAGGGCUGUUUUAGGGGCGCAUUUGGGGCACUUUUGGGGUGUUUUUGGGGUGUUUUAG
This is a messenger RNA of Coturnix japonica (Japanese quail), 487 nucleotides long. The record is from RefSeq and is a predicted model, not a curated record. NCBI's taxonomy places the organism in Eukaryota, Metazoa, Chordata, Aves, Galliformes, Phasianidae.